Molecule: messenger RNA, 753 nt
Organism: Ipomoea triloba (trilobed morning glory)
Lineage: Eukaryota; Viridiplantae; Streptophyta; Magnoliopsida; Solanales; Convolvulaceae
Product: putative F-box/LRR-repeat protein 23
Exons: 2
Coding region: 1-753 (250 amino acids)
Molecular function (GO): protein binding
Source: RefSeq, a predicted model, not a curated record
AUGGCAAAUACAGCAGAUAGGGCGGCGCCGUGGGUGGAUCUUCCGCAGGAGUUAACGGCAAACAUUCUGCAGAGGCUGAGUGCGGUGGAUAUUUUCCAUAGCGCACAGGUGUGUAGUGCCUGGCGGAGGCUAUGUGAAGACCCCUCCAUGUGGAGCUAUGUGGAGUUGUGGAAUCCAGCAGGUAAAGAACGGGAGUGGGAUAAAAUUUGCAGAGAAGUAGUGAAUCGCAGUGAGGGCCAACUUAUUUCCAUCAAACUAGGGAGCUUUGCUACUGAUGAUCUGCUCUUCUACAUUGCUCAGAGAGCAAAACAGCUGAGGCAUCUUGGUAUUUGGUGCAACUAUGUUUCCGAUGAAGGUUUUAUUAAAGCUGUUAAUGAGUUGCCACUGUUGGAGGGGCUACAAAUUAAACACUGUUGUGCCAUUUCUAAAAGAGGCAUUGAAGCUGCUGGACGGUCUUGCCCUUUCCUCAACUCAUUUAACUUUUUCAUGGUAAGUGAAAACGUAAACAGACCAUAUGAUGGGGAGGCUAUUGCCAUUGCAGAAAACAUGCGUGGGUUGAAACACCUUAGACUUUAUGGAAAUAAAAUGACAGAUAAAGGCGUGGAGGCCAUCCUUGAUGGUUGUCCUCGCCUUCAAUCUCUCAGCAUAGUCCACUGUAAUCAUGUUAGGCUUGAAGGGGAGUUGGGGAAGAGAUGCUCUCAACAGAUUAAGGACCUCAACUACAUUCAAAAGCCUCGUAUGGGCUUUUUAUAA